GACCAGCGCUUGCACACCUGACGUAACAGCGCUGUGAUCUUUACCCCAACAUAUUCAUUAAAUUAUUGCAUUUAGCCGGUCCGUCAACAUGCUGAAGCUCCAACUGACCCAACUUCUGCGGCAUUCCGUGGCCAGCCAGCUGAGGCGCAGCCAAACACGUCUCAUACACGUGGGUGAUGCGAAUGUGCUGAGCAGCGAAAUAGAUAAGCAAUCAGCGGAAUAUAAGGACAAUGCCAAGGAAAUGAGCAAGCUGGUCACACAGCUGCGCAAUGUGACCAGCCAAGUGCUGACAGGAGGCGGCGCCAAGGCCAACGAGCGCCACACGUCGCGUGGCAAGUUGUUGGCGCGGGAGCGCAUCAAUCUGCUGCUGGACAAGGGUUCGCCAUUCCUCGAGCUCAGCACGCUGGCCGGCUACGAGCUCUACGGCGAAGAGGUGGUCAAUUCGGGGGGCAUUGUCACCGGCGUGGGAAGAGUCUGCGGCACGGAGUGCGUUGUGGUGGCCAAUGAUGCAACGGUUAAGGGUGGUAGCUACUACCCCAUCACGGUCAAGAAGCAUCUGCGUGCCCAGGAAGUGGCGCAGGAGAAUCGGCUGCCUUGCGUUUAUCUGGUGGAUUCGGGAGGGGCGAAUUUGCCACGCCAGGCGGAGGUGUUUCCGGACAAGCUACACUUUGGGCGCAUAUUCUACAACCAAGCGAACUUGUCGGCACAGGGCAUACCACAGAUUGCGGUCGUCAUGGGCAGCUGCACCGCUGGAGGCGCCUAUGUGCCCGCCAUGGCGGAUGAGAGCAUUAUUGUGAGAAGGCAGGGCACCAUCUUUCUGGCCGGACCACCGCUGGUGAAGGCGGCAACGGGCGAAGAAGUCUCUGCGGAGGAUUUGGGUGGCGCCGAUCUGCAUUGCAAGACAUCCGGCGUAACGGAUCACUAUGCGGUGGAUGAUGAGCACGCCUUGUAUUUGGCCAGGCAGAUUGUCAGCAAUCUGAAUACGCCGGCAACAAACGCGUACAACGAUCAACUGCUCCACUCCAUAGCGACAACGCCUCUGGACUCGACUGCUGCUGCUGUGGAGGAGCCGCUCUACGAUCCGCUUGAGCUUUACGGGAUUGUUGGCCCAAAUCUGACGAAGAGUUUCGAUGUACGCGAUGUGAUUGCUCGGAUUGUGGAUGGCAGUCGCUUCACGGAAUUCAAGAAACUCUACGGCGAGACGCUGGUCUGUGGCUUUGCGAAGCUCUAUGGCCGCACCGUUGGCAUUGUGGGCAACAACGGAGUCCUCUUCUCGGAGAGCGCCCUCAAAGGUGCCCAUUUCAUUCAGUUGUGUGCACAGCGAAAGAUUCCCCUGGUCUUUCUGCAGAAUAUUACGGGCUUCAUGGUUGGUCGCGAUGCGGAGGCGCAUGGCAUUGCCAAAAAUGGCGCCAAGAUGGUCACAGCGGUUGCCUGUGCAAAUGUGCCCAAAUUGACGGUGAUCAUUGGUGGCUCGUAUGGCGCCGGCAAUUAUGGCAUGUGUGGACGCGCCUAUUCACCCCGAUUCCUCUACAUGUGGCCCAAUUCACGCAUCUCUGUCAUGGGCGGUGUUCAGGCAGCGAAUGUUUUGGCCCAGAUUACCGAGGAUCAGCGGAAGCGUGCCAGCAAAGAAUUUAGCGAGGCGGAGGCUCUGAAAAUUAAACAGCCAAUUGUGGAGAUGUUUGAGAGGGAGGGUUCUCCCUAUUACAGCACGGCUCGCUUGUGGGACGAUGGCAUCAUCGAUCCGGCGAAUACCCGCCAGGUGCUCGGCCUCAGUUUGAAGGCGGCUCUCAAUAACGCUGGCCAUGACACCAAGUUUGGUGUGUUCCGCAUGUAAAAGUGUGUAUUUUUAUUGCAUUUCGUGGGCAUUUAAUGCUCUAACUGUUGAAACUGUUGCAUUUAUUAGUGUUAAGUCUAAAUGUCGUUUUUCGCGGGCGUGGCCCGCAAACUUUUUAAAUUUUUAAUAAAAAUCGAUUGCAUAAA
Messenger RNA from Drosophila grimshawi, 1980 nucleotides. It is a transcript of the gene Mccc2, whose product is annotated as probable methylcrotonoyl-CoA carboxylase beta chain, mitochondrial. Gene Ontology annotation, molecular function: methylcrotonoyl-CoA carboxylase activity. Bases 89 to 1834 code for a protein of 581 amino acids. Gene Ontology annotation, biological process: L-leucine catabolic process. Gene Ontology annotation, cellular component: methylcrotonoyl-CoA carboxylase complex; mitochondrion. The record is from RefSeq and is a predicted model, not a curated record. NCBI's taxonomy places the organism in Eukaryota, Metazoa, Arthropoda, Insecta, Diptera, Drosophilidae. The transcript is spliced from 4 exons.